This is a messenger RNA of Linepithema humile (Argentine ant), 985 nucleotides long. RefSeq lists its product as uncharacterized. NCBI's taxonomy places the organism in Eukaryota, Metazoa, Arthropoda, Insecta, Hymenoptera, Formicidae. The record is from RefSeq and is a predicted model, not a curated record.
UCGACAAUAGCCGCGGGAGGAGGAGCCGGUUUAUUAGCCGGAGCUGGUCAGGGGUCGUGCUUGAUAAGCUCUGAUAAUGGCUUUCGCUCGAGUUAACUAGUCAGUUCCUACGGCGAUUCGUGCGAGCGAGCUACUACGUGUCGCACGAAUUCUUCAAAGUAACGCGUUUGCUGUAAAUUAGCAUUCAAAGAAUCACAUUUAAAAGUCAGAAACGCAUUCCUACAAUGCGAUAGUAAAAUAUGAACAAGGACGAUUACGUCAGGAAAUAUAAAUAUGCGUUCGACAAUAUGGAUCUGCCGUCAAAGUUCGAGCCGACGACGAAGAUGACGGAGAUACAUCGGCAUGCCGGCGGCGAGACCACAGAGCUGGGUGAGGUGAAAGUGAUGACCGCACCGAGUAGCAGCAUGACGACGACGAUGCUGAAUGCCAACAGCAGCAACGACACGGCGCCGUGCAAAAACAGCGGCUGCAAAGUCUGGAGCAGCCGCGGCGAGCCGCGGUCCGAGAGUCCUUGGCACUCGCUCAAGACUAUCUUUCUCGUUUCCGUGAUCGUGGCGUUCCUCCUGUGGAUCAUCGUUUACACUCUGCUGGAUCGGUAUAGGAUCCUGUAAUCCAUCGGAUCCUGCGGGAUUUCGUAAUUCAGCACUGAGCAUUGGAUCCUGCGAUCGCACGUGAUUUAUGAUCGCUAUCGGGCUCUGCGAGCCACUUGGUUUAGCAAACACGUUGUAUAAUCGACAGCAGGUCCUUUGACGAACGUGGCUUCGUGGAUCCAUCCUUACAAUCAUCAGAUUCUGUGAUUUUUCAAGUGAUUCGGUAAUCACAUUGGAUUCUGUAAUCCACGCAAUAACAGAAUGAUAUCUGUAGACAGAUUUGAAUGCGCUCGAAAGCUUGAGGUUGUUUUGUAAGUCAAAUUGUAAUAUUGUAUAUUUCGUACUCUUUUAAAUAUUUACGAUAUAUGUGAAUAUUCGAAUAAAAUGCCAUGUUA